UACAGUUUCCCUCCAUCCAUGCAUGUUCUUUCGAACGAAAGCGCAGUUUGCAUUCAACAUCAACAGUUUAAAGAAUAUCUUUUGCAAAUGUAGUGCAAGCUUUAUAGUGAAUACCACGAGCAUUGGAGUUUUGUAAAUGAGUUCGUUUACGCUUUUCGAUACGGUGGAUUCGCUCUUCGCAAGAAUCAACCAGUCGGUGCGCGCCAACCAACAACAAGCCGGUCUGGAAUCAGCUGAUCUCGAUAAAACACACCUGCUGGAGCUGGAAUCUCUGUUCGGGCAGGCGCUACUGUCUCGCGCAAUCGGCAUCGUGUACGGCAAGCAACCCAUCACCGCCUACUGCACAACGGACGACAGUCAGUGUGGUUUGCUCGAGGUGCCAGGAUCAAAGUACGGAACAGUGUACAAAGUGUUCCCGGGCAUCAAUUUCUGUGCCUGCGAAUCGUUUCGCGACUGGCUGUUGAAGCAACGACGCCAACCCACGUGCAAGCACGUACUAGCUGCCCGGCUGGCACUAAUAUUGAGUAGGAAAAAGGACGUUCCACUUGCCUGUGACAGUUUGCACCAGCUAAAACAACAAUUUGUGGACGAUUGCUUGAGUUUGGGUGGUGCAGGUGGAAGCGCCGUAGCGCAUCAGCAACCAGCAUCAAUCUCCUGCAACAACAACGCCGUAUAG
Anopheles coluzzii is the source of this 676-nucleotide messenger RNA. RefSeq lists its product as uncharacterized. Lineage: Eukaryota; Metazoa; Arthropoda; Insecta; Diptera; Culicidae. The coding region runs from base 137 to 676 and encodes 179 amino acids. The record is from RefSeq and is a predicted model, not a curated record. Gene Ontology annotation, molecular function: zinc ion binding. Gene Ontology annotation, biological process: double-strand break repair via homologous recombination. Gene Ontology annotation, cellular component: Shu complex. The transcript is spliced from 2 exons.